Parathielavia appendiculata is the source of this 640-nucleotide messenger RNA. RefSeq lists its product as uncharacterized. The record is from RefSeq and is a predicted model, not a curated record. Bases 90 to 416 code for a protein of 108 amino acids. Lineage: Eukaryota; Fungi; Ascomycota; Sordariomycetes; Sordariales; Chaetomiaceae. The transcript has a single exon.
CUCUGCAAUUAGCUUAACUAUAUAGUUCCUAAGUAUUGUAGAUAACUUUACCUACUAGAUCCAAUGAGGAGGUUGAACGCUAAAGCCUUAUGACGGCACCUGCCGUCGAGGUGUGCGUUUGCUUUGCUCACGCGUGCCCGACUGGCUCUGGCAUUUAUCUCCUGCAUCACGAGAGCUCUUCCAGCUUCUCUUCCUUUUUUCGCCAUCUUGUAAUUUUUCACAAUAGAGAGUUUUCCCGCAGCCUUGCCUCGGCCAAUGGCCCUCUGCUCGUGACAAGCCAUGUCGUUUUUAAUCUCAGACAGGUUCUAACAAUACCUAGCUCAGUUGGCAAAUUUCCUGUUGCUUCUAUUAUGACAUCCUCCUACCUGAAAAUGGCGAUCCUCAAAAUUGGAAAGAGUUUCACUAAGGUGUGGUGAUUUUACUAACCUUUGGAUUCUCAGGGUUAUGUGUGGAUUUGAAGUUGCUCACUCGCUUAUCAUAUGCAUUAUCCAGCGCAUGGCAGCGGGCUUUCGACUCGGCACCAAAUCUAGAGGCUAAGAGGUAAUUGUGUUGUACAGUGUGAAUGAAGCCCGGCAAAAUUCUCAGCGCUGCUUGAUCUGGAAAUGACUAUCUAGCAUGGUGACGGUGACCCUAGAGAAUA